Molecule: messenger RNA, 972 nt
Organism: Adineta steineri
Lineage: Eukaryota; Metazoa; Rotifera; Eurotatoria; Adinetida; Adinetidae
Source: the annotation of a GenBank genome assembly
AUGAGUGAUAGUUUCAUUUUCGAACAACUUCCAAAUGAAAUUUUUCAAGAAUUAUUUGAAUAUUUUCAUACUUAUGAAUUAUAUGAAAUAUUUUCACAAUUAAAUUCACGUUUUAAUUUUAAUAUUAAAAAUUUUAAAUAUCUUCAACUUAUUCUUUAUUCACCAGAAGAUAUUAAUCAUCGAAAAAAUCAAUUUUUUUUAUCAAAAAUUAAAACAUUAAUUAUUGAUCAUACAAAAUAUUUAUAUGAUCCAAUUAAACCUCCAUUAUUCUUACAUAUACGUUGUUUAAUUCUUUGUCAACCAACACGUGAACAAUGGAAUUCAAUUCAUCCAUUUCAUUUUCCAUAUCUUGAACGUUUACAUUUAAUUAAUUCAAGAUUUAUUUAUCGUACAGAACAACUUUGUCGUUUAAUCUUUUCUGAUCAAUUUCGUUAUUUAUAUUCAUGUUCAUUACCUCAUAUUUCCUAUGAUAUUAAUAAUCAAUGGACCGGUUCUAUUCAUCUACAAAUACUUUGUAUAAGUAUUUGGGAUAUUCGUAUAUAUACUCAAAUUCUUCAUAGUUGUCCAAAUUUAAUUCGUUUAAAAAUUGAACUUAGUGGAGGAAAUAAUCAAGAAAAUCUUCCACUGUGUAAUACAAAUGAGAUACAUUCAAAUCUUCGAUAUUUAACAGUCUAUUCAUCCAAUUCAAUAACAUGUGAAUUAAUUGAUUCAAUAUUAUCUUUUGUACCGAAUCUUACUCGAUUUUUACUUCGUUCUAAUCAUCAACCACCAACUCAUAUUUCUGUAAAUAAAUUAGCUUCUAUUCUUGAGUCUCGUACGUCUAAAUUAAAUCGUAUUAAUAUUGAUAUUACUGUACCGGAUGAUCUUUGUUGUAAAGAAAUAAUAGAUACCAAGUAUUUAUUAUUUAAAUCCUAUAAAAUUCAAUCGAAAUUAAAUCGACCAACAAAAUUACUUAUAGUCGAUUCCGUAUAA